Molecule: messenger RNA, 5641 nt
Organism: Oldenlandia corymbosa var. corymbosa
Lineage: Eukaryota; Viridiplantae; Streptophyta; Magnoliopsida; Gentianales; Rubiaceae
Source: the annotation of a GenBank genome assembly
CAAAUGUUUCCUAACAUGUUAGGGCCCAAAAGGCGUCAUCUUCCACCAUUUGGCCAAUAAGACGCAUGAAGGAAGCGCUCCUCAAAUUACAACGAUGACUAAAACCGUUCUUCGCUGUUUCGCUUCUUCUUCCUUGAACCCUUUCUGCAAAACCAAACCAAUUUCAGUGAGAAAUGGAGGUCUGGGAGCAGUUUCAGCAUACUUUUCCUCUACGGGAACUGAUACUACUACUGAGCCGUCUUCGCUACCCUAUUCAGUUCACGAGAACACUCUAUUCCGGAGGCUAAUGGGUGCUACGGAUACCAGGAAUCCCAAUCGUAAAGAAGCCUCUCAAGUUCUGAAACAAUGGGCUGAUGAAGGCAGAGAAAUUGACUCUCAGAUCGUCCGCAAUUCCAUCAAACAGCUUAGAACAUGGAGGCGUUACGAUGACGCCCUAGAGGUUUCUGAAUGGUUUGGUAAUAAUUCAAAAUUCACAUCUGGAAGUGCAGCAAUACACCUGGAUCUGAUUUACAAAGUCCAUGGUCUGGAGCAAGCAGAGAGGUAUUUCGAGAUCACGCCCAAUGAUUUGAAAGCUGCCCAUCUCUAUGGUGCUCUUUUGAAUUGUUAUGUGCAGGAAAAAUUAUUGGAUAAAGCAGAGGCCAUCAUGCAGAAGAUGAGAGAGUUGGGCUAUGCUGAAAACUUGUCCUACAACCACAUGCUGGAUCUUUACGCUCAGAUGGGGAAACGGAUAAAACUGAUUUCUCUAGUGCAAGAAAUGGAGAAAAAGGGCAUGCAUUUUGACAACUUCACAUAUAAUAUUCUGUUGAAUGCAUAUGCAUCUACACGUGAUGUCACGGGGAUGGAGAAACUGUUGAUGAAGAUGGAAGCCGAUAGUCUUGUGGUUAUGGACUGGAUCCCUUACUCUAUCUCAGCAAAUGUGUAUCUAAAGGCUGGGGAGAUCGCCAAGGCAGCAAAUAUGCUAAAAAAAUGUGAACAUAAAAUCAAGGAUGGAGAACGAAGAGGUCUAAGACCUCGCGAAGUAGGUCAUGCUUAUGAGGUUAUUAUGACUCAAUAUGCUAGUAUGGGUAAUAAAGAUGAGGUAUAUCACAUAUGGAAGUUGCACAAGAAACCUAAAAAGUGGCUUAAUAGGAGUUAUAUUUGUAUGAUUAGUUCCCUGUUGAAAUUGGAUGAUACUGCUGGUGCAGAAAAGUUGCUGGACGAAUGGUUUUCCGAAAAUGUACUUUUUGAUAUACAGAUUCCAAACAUCGUUUUGGCAGCAGUUUGCAAGAAAGGCCUGAUGGAAGAAGCAGAGUCAAUUGUAAACAAUAUCUUGGAGAGAGGAGAGGAACCUAAUGCGAGCACUUGGCAUUAUAUGGCGUUAGGCUAUUGGAAAAUUAACCAGAUGGAAGAUGCAGUGAAGAUGACAAAAAAGGGAUUAUGUACCAAUCCACGGUCCAGACCUGGUAUGACCCUUGUGGCUUCUUGUCUUGAUUAUCUAAAGAAAAAAGGAGACAAUGACGAAUUUGAAGAGAUUUUAGGGUUUUUAAAAGGAGGAGGUAAAUUUCCUGCAGAUUUUUGCGACUUUUUUUCUAGGUAUCUGGAAAAGAGAGAUCCAUCAGUGCUGCUUCAGAUGAAGAAGGUUUCUGACGAGGAAGAAAUGUUGGACUGCACUGAUGAAGUUAGAAAAUGAAUCCUGAUGUUCUAGGAUACCAUUUGCUUAUUUGUAUAAGUCGCUAAGUAGCGAACUCUUGCUACAUUAUUAUCAGCUUCGAAAUUUUGCGCUCAGUAAACUAACUAGUCUCUUGGGAUAAUGAAUACCUAACCGGCGGAUGACCAUUUUAUUGUGCAGAGUGUUGGUGAUUGUUGAGCCCCAAACAUAAAGAAUUGAAAAUGAGUAGAAGAGACAAUUUUCCCAUUCCUUUGAAGAGUAGUCCUAUUUUCACUUUAAACAUGGGCGGAAAAGUACAUGAAAACACAAAUGGACACACACUAACAAAUUUAUGUAACCGUAGAAUUCAAUGAAAUGACCCUAAAACUAUCAACAACAAAUGGGAAGGAUAAGCAAAUGAAUUGCAACACUACGGGACACUUCAAGACAUGGUCACCUCAAAUAUGUUUCUAUACUUCCAUUCAGGACUAUACAAGGUUAACUUCUUUUCCGAUACGUUUAGAAUAGGUGCUAUACUGACAUAACUGUGCCAUUUGAGUCGCAAGAUCAGUGUAUUUCUAGCAAUCAACACAUAUACAACAAAUACAAAGAUCUCUAAUAAGUUUUUACUAAAAUUAAAUUCACUAAAAUCUGCGAGGUGGGCUCAUCGUCUAUCUCCUCCAAACCACAAGUUCAGCACUCGUCAUUGGCACGAUAGAAGCGAAGUUGUCUGAGUCGUAAAACCGUUUCCUGGUAACAAAGAUAAAACUUAUCAAUUGUAACAGUUUUUCUCUAUAGUGCAUAUUGACCAAGACAAGCAUAAAUCAAAAUGAAAAAAUGCUGUCCUUCAACAGCUUCACAAAAGGCAACUAACUCCAAAAAUACCAAACCUCAAGCGUGUCUUCGGACUGGUCAGGAAAGCAAAAUCCAGUUGAACAAUUAGGCAACAACUCCGGACUUUUCAUCCAUGCUCGGCAACCAUCACUUACUUUAAUUUUGUACUUGAAUAUCUGCAAUCCGAAAGGACUCUUUACGCCUCAAAAGAAACAAAUAACAAGCCUCAAUACCACCAUACAGUACAAUACAUCAUAGCUUGCCAUUUUGUUCCAGUCCAAACAAAUAUUUCCCGCAAUGUUAAAAAAAAUGUUGAAUGUCUAUUUUCUGGAAAUUGAUGCCUUUCAGUUUGAUCUAAACUAGUUUGAGUAUCAUAUUUUACCCAUGCAUCACUGUUCUUAUCGCUGUUCUAUGAUAUAAUCCUUCAAACUCAUUAUAAGGUGACUGACUAAUCAGAUAGUCCCAAAGAAAAGAGGCAGGCGAGGAACUUUUCCAAAUGGUCCACCUGACCAGAAAUAUUUAUCAGAUGUUUGAAGAAUGGAAACCUUUCAGAUGCAUGUAAUUCAUGGCUUAUCCUAGAAUUACUAAAGUGACACGCUAUAAUAACAACAAAAUAAUUAGCUAAAGUGACACGCUACAAUAACAACAAAAUAAUUAACAACCAGAUUCACAACCAUAAUCAGAAUAAUUAUUGUCAUCUUGCCUUCGCAUUUGCCCUUUUAACAUUCAACCACAAAGUAUGGAGAGAAAAAGGACAGAUAAAGGAAAUUCUGCGGAUAUCCACAAUCAAGAAUUAAAAAGAAAAAACAAACCUCAGAAAGAGGCACAGUCGGUUUCUCCAGUUGAUCACCGUCAAUGGUCACACCAGUGCCCUGGCACUCUGGGCAAAAUGAGGAAAAUACUUGCUUUGUCACGACGGUCUUCCCUGCUUCACUUAGUUUACUUCCAACCUUUCGCCUAGAUCUUCGCUUCGGUUUGGGUGCAUUCAACUGCUUUUCGUAACUUUCCAUCUCACACAGCAGUAUCCAAUGAAUGAGGCAGGAAACAUGAAAUACAUGAAAUGCCUGCAGGUAAAUACAAAUUUUCAUUAUCAAAAAGAUGGAUAAAUGAAUCAAAGCACCAAAUGGGGAAAAAAUUUUACAAAUACUUGAACAAAAAAAAAAAAAAACACUGAGAAGAUAUUAAUCAUACUCCAGUAGAAUUUCUACUGCUGCAUGCAAGCUUUCCAGUCUUUCUAUUCAAAAGAGCAGCCACAUCUUUGCUGGGGAGCAUCUUCUGCUGACAAAUAUCACACAUUCUCUCCGAAGCUGCUUGCUGUUGUUGCCUCAACUCUCUCCUCAUGCUUUUACUAGAUAAAACUCUACGAUACAGAAGUUGAUCAUCACACCCUUCCAAGAGCAUUCUUUUGUUAGAAUUUGAAGACUCAGAUUCUUCGCCAGACGAGUCAUACUGACCAGUCAAAGACUCACUAAAAUCUUCCGGAUCAGAAGAUGACUUCCUCUUUCUAUUCAUAGUUGCAGUAUUCUCCUCAAGUUCUGAAUGAGGACUUGAUGGAAGCAAAAACUUUAUGUCAUCAAACAACCCUUUUCUGCCAACGUUAUAGUUAUAAGAAAAUGUAACUAUAGCAAAAUCAUGUUCCAGAACUGUUAGGGUAUCCUCACUUUCAUAGCUACCUCUUCCUAGCCACUCGCACCAUAUUUUACGAAUGUUACUUAAACUUCCAUCCUUCUUACAGAAUCGAGCAGCAAUUUGUGCAACACCAAAACAGGUCACUUCCAACUGAGACAGUCCAUUUUUGCACAGUACAUCUGGAAUAACCAACGGACUUACAAUAUCAUCAACCAAAUUUUGCAUACAAGUAGUGCGAGAAAUGUUUUCAGCAAGAACACAACCAGGAUUCUUGCGAAAGCCAACUUCACCAUUAGAUGCGUGGCCAUUGCCACUGGAAUCCACAGAUUCAUGAUAAGGGACCACGGCUCUAUCAUCAUUCUCACAAAUGUUGUCUAGCAGUUGAAUACUAUCAUGCUUUGGUACAGAUACUACUGUAUCUUGUUCUGAAGUGACACCAAAGAAGAGAACGCCAUCAUCAAAAGGCCACGGAUUCGAUUUCAACAAAGUAGCCUUAGCAGCAGUAAGCCUUUCACAAUGUAGAUUACCUUUUAGAUGACUAUACAAGAUAGAAUCGCUAUAGCAUGGUGCCAAACACAGAGUACAAAAGAAAAUUGACCUUUUCCCAUCUCUCCUCAGAUCAACAUAAGUAUGCCCUUGAAGCCUCACGUUGCGAAGUGUUGCCAUAGCCAAUUGCUCCUUCAAAUUAACACCGUUUGCCUUUGCGAAUCCAACUUCUCUCCUUCCCGCCAUUACUAAUUGAUACAACUCGAUCUCUCAAACUUCUUCAACACCUCCUAAGCAAACUAAAUUAUAUGAUAUUUUUUAUUUUAUUUUCACCUACAAGCAGUCUUAAAAUUAAGAUACUAACACCAUGAAAGCAGCAAGCCAAUCAUUCAUGUACGCUGGAGUUGAAUCCAUAAAAGCUAUAUUCCGGUAACACAGUCAUAGGCUUUCAACAAAUUUCAACAACAGAAUUUCCCACACCAGGAUAUAUUACUUUUUUUUUUCGUAAGAUAAUCCACAGAGCUCAAUCAACCAAUAAUUCAAUUCCACCAAAGUUCCACGCAGUAACAGCAAUAAAUUGCACCAAAACACAAGAAAAAACUUCUCUUAUUCAACAAAAAAAGUUUUCCCCCAAAACGAAACCCUAGAAACUUUCAGUAACGCUUAAACUUACAACAACGAGGCGUAAACGGUUUAUUUUGCUGUAUCCUCAAAACUUCAACACGUAUUCGAUCGGUGGCAACUUGAACUUCAUAGCGGCUUGAAACUCCCAUAUGUAAGGCGCAUGAUUCCUCCAUUGACAUCAUGUCCAUAAUCUUUGAACUAAACGAAAUUCAAAUUUCACCGGAACACGAAACAAACGAACACAGCGUUUCACCCCCCGAGAAUCCUCCAAUUCAGCUAUCAAAUUCGAAAUAACUAAGAUAUGUGUGGAUGAAAUCUGGAAUUACUUCUUCGUUUUUCUCGUGGGGAUGUGUAGAGAGAGAAUUUCUAGAAAGAGAAAGUGCAGUCGGUAGUCGGUAGGAAGGAGGGAGAAAGGAAAUUGAAACGACUAUUAACUGAAGU